Medioppia subpectinata is the source of this 582-nucleotide messenger RNA. The record is from the annotation of a GenBank genome assembly. Lineage: Eukaryota; Metazoa; Arthropoda; Arachnida; Sarcoptiformes; Oppiidae.
AUGAAAGUUUUCGCACUUUUGGCCGUCGCUAUUGUGAUGUGUGUGGAGGCCGUCCCAUAUCACGGACACGUCAACACCGGCUCAUCAAAUGUCCACAGAUCUGAUGACGGUCACGGAAACUAUGCCUUUUCAUACGACGAAAACCACGCCAGCGGCGGAUCCUUCCGAAAGGAGAAGGGAGGACAUGGCGUUCAAGUCGGUUCAUACGGUCUGACCGAUCACGACGGCAGACAGCGAAUUGUCAACUAUGUGGCCGACGCUCACGGAUUCCGCGCUAGCAUUAAGACCAAUGAGCCCGGCGUUGACUCCAAAGAAGAUCCCGCAGACGUGUCCAUCAAUGGCGGUCACGGAAUCGUUUCUCACGGACCGGUUGUCGGAUACGCAAAGGCUGAGUACGGACACGGAGGUUAUAACCAUGGUGGUUACAACGGUGGUUACGGAAACGGUUACGGUUACGGAAACGGUGGUUAUGGUAACGGACACGGAAUCAGUGGCUCAUACGGUGUGAACAUCCAUCACGCCUCGUACGCCGAGCCAACCAAAGUGAUCGCUUAUGGUUACGGAGGACACGGAAAAUACUAA